GGGGGGGGGGGGGCGCAGUCUGGUUGAACGGAGCGGCUGAAAGGACAGACAUUUUCAUCCUGUACGAACACAGCAAAAUAAAAAGAAGAGGAAGAGCAGAAGAAACUUAACGAGUUUUUCUUCUUUGAGGUCAAAGUUCAACAGUCAUCAUGGCAGACGAAGCGGACAUGCGCAAUGAGCUGGCCGAUCUGCAGACACGCGCAGACCAGAUAGCUGAUGAGUCUCUGGAGAGUACCCGGCGUAUGCUGGCUCUUGUGGAGGAGAGUAAAGAUGCCGGCAUCAGGACUCUCGUCAUGUUGGAUGAACAGGGAGAACAACUUGAUCGUGUGGAAGAGGGCAUGAACAAGGUGAACGCAGACCUGAAGGAGGCCGAGAAAGAUUUAAAAGAUAUAGGACAAUGCUGUGGUCUGAUUUGCCCAUGUAUUAAAAAGAUUAAGGGCGGGGGCCAGGCCUGGGGAGGGAACCAGGAUGGAGUGGUGAACAGCCAGCCGGGGGCACGAGUGGUGGACGAGCGCGAACAGAUGGCCAUCAGUGGGGGCUUCAUCCGCAGGGUAACAAAUGAUGCUCGGGAGAAUGAGAUGGAUGAGAACCUGGAGCAGGUGGGCGGCAUCAUUGGUAAUCUGCGUCACAUGGCCCUGGACAUGGGCCAGGAGAUCGACACCCAGAACCGCCAGAUUGACAGGAUCAUGGAGAAGGCUGAUUCCAACAAGACCAGGAUUGAUGAGGCCAACCAGCGUGCUACAAAGAUGUUGGGCAGUGGCUAAACUGCAGCGAAAAGUGCUUUCACCCCGUUUAACCCCUGUCACCCUGAAAAAAAAAAAAAAAAAAAAAGGAAAACAAAAAACCACCAACCAGACCUGUCCCCGCCCUUAACAUCGACACCUACCUGGCGCCUUCUUCCUUUGCUCGGUAGCAGGCACUGCAAAAUCAUGCUUUUAUUGUGAUACCGGUAGAGGUUUGCGCACAUGCACAUAUCACACAUUGCUCUGCUCCCCCCCCCAUUCCUGCCUCACUUUCAGCUCUUGUUGUUAGUGUUGUUCUGUGAUGUUGUUCUUCUGAUUUUGUUAAAAAAAAAAAAAAAAAUUUGUAACACAACAUCCACUCAAACUCUUUCCAUGCUGUACAUAGUGCUUCAUUAAUGGUUUUAGUGAUUUAGAUCACUUGUCCUGUUUUCUUCAUAAUUCUUUCUUUUUUUUUUAAAGUCUAUGUGUAUAAUAUAAAUUGUAUGUACACCCCAUUUCAAAGAUGUCCCUUACCUAUAUCAGUAUUCUGGUUUUGUAAAUGUAGGACACACUGUGUAUUUGUCAGUUAAGAUGUCCUGAAUAAGGCCACAGUGAUUUGAAGUUAACAUCAACAUGAAGCCCUUACUGUUUAUUACUAAGGCUACUGUUUAAAGAAAUUUAAUGGCCAUAGCAGACCAAGUAUUUAGAUGAAAAUAUGGCUUUUUGGUUAAGACUGUAUUUUAUCAACCCUCCUAACAAAGCAGAGUUAAAACAAUUUAAUGCCAUUUCGAUUGUAUAGAAUAAAUCUUUUUCCUCAGGGAGCAAAAUCUGACCAUUCGAAAACAAAAGUAAAUUAUACAUUUAAUGCAUUAUAGUCAUAAUUGUAUAAUAAGGCUCAUUGUAUAUGUCAACAGUUGCUUUUGUUUAAGGUCUGAACACCGUCUUUGGUGAUCGGACAAAUAUUAGCAUUAACCACAAUAGAUUACAUGUGAAUGUGAAAGGAUGUGGGGCUUUACUGGAGGUCAGAGGUCAAGCAAUCAAUUUAAUGACUUAUUCACAUACCAUGCCACACUUUAUUCAUGACUCAACCCUAGGAACAUGACGUAGUGCAUUAAGCAUGUUGUGCAUGUCCAUCCACUGCUAGAAAACUAAAUAAUUCAUUUAACCAGGCAAAAAUAUCCUAACAUGGAAACCGCAUGCUACUAUGUAGGCCACGUAGAGGAGGGACCCGUAUUUAUCUGCAAUGGUGCCACUCUUUGUUUCCUGUCUCUUUACCUUUCCAAACUGUGACCAUCACUGUAAAAUAAUACCUUGGAAAAUGCCAAUAAAACUAUCAUAACUGUA
Messenger RNA from Archocentrus centrarchus (flier cichlid), 2066 nucleotides. RefSeq names its product synaptosomal-associated protein 25-A-like. Bases 150 to 764 code for a protein of 204 amino acids. The transcript is spliced from 8 exons. NCBI's taxonomy places the organism in Eukaryota, Metazoa, Chordata, Actinopteri, Cichliformes, Cichlidae. Gene Ontology annotation, molecular function: SNAP receptor activity; syntaxin-1 binding; voltage-gated potassium channel activity. Gene Ontology annotation, cellular component: synaptobrevin 2-SNAP-25-syntaxin-1a-complexin I complex; plasma membrane. Gene Ontology annotation, biological process: synaptic vesicle fusion to presynaptic active zone membrane; synaptic vesicle priming; exocytosis. The record is from RefSeq and is a predicted model, not a curated record.